Messenger RNA from Oncorhynchus keta (chum salmon), 6346 nucleotides. It is a transcript of the gene gjb3, whose product is annotated as gap junction protein beta 3. Gene Ontology annotation, cellular component: connexin complex. The record is from RefSeq and is a predicted model, not a curated record. Bases 3156 to 3992 code for a protein of 278 amino acids. NCBI's taxonomy places the organism in Eukaryota, Metazoa, Chordata, Actinopteri, Salmoniformes, Salmonidae. The transcript is spliced from 3 exons. Gene Ontology annotation, biological process: cell communication.
CCUGCUCCCUCGCCGGUCUACUAAUCACCCUUCCUGGCAACCACACCUGGACUUCAUCACCACCCUGAUUACUCUCCCUUCAUAUAGCCCUCACCACCCUCAGUCAUCAGGCAGUACUGGUUCUGUUUUUCAUGUCCAGACACUUCUCUUGUUUUGUAACUUGCCAUGCUUGUUAUUAUUAAACUCAUCAUCUGCACCUGCUUCCUGUGUCUUCGUGACAGAAUACUGCCUCAAAAAUACUGGAAGCAGCAGAUGAUUUCACCAUCUUCCAGACGGUCGAAGAACAGUGUCAUCGACUGCAGCAACACCACGCCCAGCUGGCUCUACUGGGUACAACCAUGAAGGAGGUCCUCUGCGUUCUCCACUGCCUUGACACCACCAGCGAGGUUCUCCAUACCUCUGACAGAGGGCCUCCUACAAUGGGUCGUCACAGUGAGCCAGUCCCCCAGCCUACCCAGCCAUCCACCUAGGUCAGCGAUGCCCAACUGUCCUUUCCGGAGAAGAUUGAUGGCACUCCAUUGAAAUGCUGUGGCUUCCUACUCCAGUGCUCCCUCUAUUUUGCCUAUCAGAUGGGAGCCCCCACCACCAAGAGGGCCAAGGUUGCCACAGUCAUUUCCUUGCUGACCAGAUUGGCAUUGGAGUGGGCUAAUGCCAUCUGGGAGAGAGGAGAGGAGGAACUCUCCUAUGAGAGGUUCAGGGCGGUCUUUGACCAUACUUCAGAGAGGGGAGGUGAGCAACUUUUCCAACUCCAGCAGGGUGCCCAGACCACUGCGGAGUACUCCCUCACCUUUCGGACUGUGGCAGCCUCCAGAGGAUGGAAUGAGCCGGUGCUCCGCACUCUAUUCCGCAGUGGACUGCACGAAGAGGUCCAAACAGAGUUGGCAUGUCGAGAUGACAACAUAUCCUUGGAUGCUCUCAUCGCAAUGGCCAUCCGUCUGGAUAACCUUCUUCGGAGUGUUGGUGUCCACCUCGCCACUUACCUCCCUGCUUUGGCUGUCCUGAUGCAGAGCCUGAACCCAUGGAGGUAGGGGCCACACACCUCUCCACGGCAGAGCGGCAUUGCCGGAAGAGGCACCAGCUUCAGUGGUGUCCGGUGCAUCCUAACCCAGGUUCCACAAGAGCAGAGCUGUGUAGGCGUGAGUCUUCCAUUAUCGUUAACACCAAACCCUUUCUGGUUCCCAUUUCACUGGCAGGCUGUCCCUCAGGUGUUGUCUCUACAGCUCUAGUGGACUCCGGUGACGCAGGGAACUUUAUCAACCAGGCCCUUGCCUCCUCCCUGAAGUUAACCUCAUACCCUCUCUCCUCUUCUUUUCCUGUCCAAGCCCUGGAUAUGCGACCAUUGGGAUCCGGCACAAUUACUCAGGUCACAGCACCACUCACCCUCACGUGGGACCCAAGCACCAGGAAAGCCUUCCCUUCUUCAUCACCGUACCCACACACAAAGUCACCCUUGGCCUCCCGUGGCUCGAACUCCAUAACCUCAAGGUCUCUUGGUCAAAGAUGAGAAUCUCCGAAUGGGGACCAGGAUCCCGGAAGACCUUCUUUCCUGCACCCUGUGAUUCCACGUUAGUGGAGGGUCCUGUGAGUGUCCUCCAGCCCAUCAAGCGGUCCUCCACUGCAGUGAGGCUCCCGUGUUCCAUCCUGGUGAUCCCGUCUGGCUCUCCACCAGGAAUCUUCCGCUCCUUCUGCCCUGCCGGAAGUUGAGCCUCCGAUUUGUGGGGCCUUCAAGGUCCUCCGGAGGGUCAAUGAGCUAACCUAUCGGAUAGAACUCCCUGUCAACUACCGGAUCUCACCCUCCUCACUCUCAUGUUUCCCUCCUCAGGCCGGUGGUUUCUAGUCCCCUGGCUGAUGCCACCCCCCCCACCCGGGACAUCGAGGGGACCCCUACCUAUGCUGUUUGGCUUCCGUCUGGCCACUCUACUAUAAAGGCCUGAUUGGUGGAGUGCUGCAGAGAUGGUUGACCUUCUGGAAGGUUCUCCCAUCUACACAGAGGAACUCUGAAGCUCCCCCCGAUUUCUCAGUUUGGCUGGGCGGCCAGCUCUAGGAAGAGUUUUGGUGGUUCCCAACUUCUUCUAUUUAAGAAUGAUGGAGGCCACUGUGUUCUUGGGGAACUUCAAUGCUCCCCAGACCUGUGCUUCGACACAAUCCUGUCUCGGAGCUCUACGGACAAUUCCUUUGACCUCAUGACAUGGUUUUUGGAUCUGACAUGCUCUGUCAACUGUGGGACCUUAUAUAGACAGGUGUGUGCCUUUCCAAAUCUUGUCCAAUCAAUUGAAUUUACCACCGGUGGACUCCAAGUUGUAGAAACAUCUCAAGGAUGAUCAAUGGAAACAGGAUGCACCUGAGCUCAAUUUCAAGUCUAAUAGCAAAGGGUCUGAAUACUUAUGUAAAUAAGGUAUUUCUAUUUUUUUAUUUGUAAUAAAUUUGCAAACAUUUAUUAACCUGUUUUUGCUUUGUCAUUAUGGGGUAUUGUUGUACAUUGAUGAUUAAAAAUGUGUAUUUAAUACAUUUUACAAUAAGGAUGUAACAUAACUACAUUUGGAAAAAGGGAAGGGAGCUGAAUGCACUGUAUUUCCUAUUUAACAAAACUGUAUGAAUAUACAUUUAGAUUUUUUUUCUAAAUAAAGUAUAAUCAAUUUAUAAAAUGACUAACUAUAAGAUUUCACUUUCCUUAUAACUGUAGAAUAUGUAUUUGUAUAUUUAGUGUUAGAGAACAUGUCUGUAAAUCGAUAUCUGAAUGUGCUACAGCGUUAUGCUGCGUUAUGAUGUAAUGAUUCCAGGCAUAUGCGUUGUUAGUGGCUGUGAUGUAGGGUUCAGCCAGGAGUUGAUGGACGGUCGGGAGAGCGAAUGAAAUGGAAGGAGUGACAUCCCAGCUUCAAGUGGUGUCAGAUUUCCCAUCCUGCUUCACACAGGCAAAAGAUACAGCAUACUCCAACGACCCAUUACUCAAGACAACGACGUUCUACCUGAAGAGCGGUCUAAAUCUCGGCGUAAAACGAAUUAACCCAAAAUAAAUCUACAGGAAAAAAAAGUGAUUUAUGAACAAAAGCACAAACAACGGAUUAACAUUUGUUAAGUUGCUCCAGUAAUCCAUAGUAAUCAAACUAAAGAAAGCUCAUUCUAAAAAGGUGGGCUGUCAACAUCCAGCCCCAAUCAUGGAUUGGAAGACCUUCCAAGCCCUCCUGAGUGGGGUGAAUAAGUACUCCACUGCUUUCGGCCGUAUCUGGCUCUCUGUGGUGUUUGUGUUCAGGGUAAUGGUGUACGUGGUGGCGGCAGAACGCGUGUGGGGCGAUGAGCAGAAGGACUUUGACUGCAACACCAAGCAGCCCGGCUGUGCUAACGUCUGCUACGACCACUACUUCCCCAUCUCGCACAUCCGCCUGUGGGCCCUGCAGCUCAUCUUCGUCACCUGCCCCUCCUUGAUGGUGGUGAUGCAUGUGGCGUAUCGCGAUGAACGUGAGCGGAAGUACCAUGCCAAGCAUGGCAACAAGGCCAAGCUGUACGAGAACACAGGCAAAAAGCACGGCGGCCUCUGGUGGACCUACCUGCUCAGCCUCUUCGUCAAGACAGGCAUCGAGAUCUCCUUCCUCUACAUCCUCCACAAAAUCUAUGACAGCUUCUACCUGCCCAGGCUGGUCAAGUGUGAGGUCAGCCCAUGCCCCAAUCAGGUGGACUGCUACAUCGGCCACCCCACAGAGAAGAAGGUCUUCACCUACUUCAUGGUGGGCGCCUCGGCCCUCUGCAUCGUGCUCAACGUCUGUGAGAUCAUCUACCUCAUCUCCAAGGGCAUCGCUCGCAAAGCACAAAAGAUGAAGAGAAGAGAGCGCACCUUGGCCUUGCAUGAACGGUACAACAAGGAGAAUUCCUGCAGCGACUGCAGCACUCUACCUAUGUCUCGGCUGGAGAAACAAUCCUUAAAUCCCCAGUUUCCAGGCCACCUACAAGCCACCUUACCGGCUCAUAUGCAUGUUUCUGCCCCUAACCUGUCCUAGAGUGGAUGUCCACUCUAUCCCAAGACUGAACCAAACAUGAAGGCCUAUGGAGCCAGGCCUCACCUUAUUGGUCAAGCCUGUAUGAGAGACAGACUUUUCUCAAAGUCUCUACUGCCCUAGCUUUUACUGCCCUAUACUGCCAUGGAGCAAGGCUUUGUAUUGAUGUACAUGACCCUGGGGCUAGACAAGCCUGUCGUGAGCCACAUUCCAUUUUAUACAACUAAACUCUUACUGCCAGACUGAAUAACGAACCAUUCCAACCCAUUUCCCUUUACUAUCAACGUUUCCCUUUCAAUGCAACAUAGUGAAACAACAUGAACUAUGCAAGAGUUAGCAUGCAAAACUACUGUCUCUAUGCAAUACAUUUUUUGUAGGAAAAACGCAUCGGAGUAGGAUUCUAUUGCAUUGACACGCAUGACUCAGACCGUACUCUACACAGACCGGUGUGAAAUAACCAAUCAGAGCUGCAGUAGGCCUAUUUAAGAAAUUAGGCCUGCGGGGGUGUGGUUUAUGGCCAAUAUACAUCGUGCAUAAGAAGGGCUGUUCUCUGCACGACGCAAUGUGGAGUGCCUGGACACAGUCCUUAGCCGUGAUAUAUUUGCCAUAUACCACAAACCUCCGAAGUGCCUUAUUGCUAUUAUAAACUGGUUACCAAUGUAAUUAGAACAGUCUGAUAUACCACAGCUUUCAGCUAGUCAGCAUUCAGAGCUCGAACCACCCAGUUUAUAAAUGCAAAUUGAUCAUUGCCAUGUAUGGAUCUGUGCCAUUCGCUUUGAACUUGACUGUGUUUACAGCAUGAGCGGUCGUGAGUAGAUGCGCUUUUUUAUUUAUCAAAGCGAGAGCUGCUUGUAGCCACAUGUGCACAUUUUGUUCAUAUCCUUUGCUAGUUAGUGAGUUAUUAGCCCAGUUAUAAAUCAUUUGUAGUCAGCAAUGGGGGAGUGAUUGCUUCAUACAAGAGCACAAAACGUGUACAUUUCUUUGAAAAUAUGAAUAGAGUAUGAGCUUUUUUUUGUUGUCUUAAAGGGGCAGUGUUGUAUUUUGAGACAGGUUUGACUAAGCUAAGUAGCCAAUAGGCAGCAGAGGGUAACAUCAUUUUUCUGAUUCUCUGAAAUAAUGUUAUGGGAAUAAUACUGCAUGUUAUUUUGUAAAGUGGUUUCUUACAUCAAACAAUACAAUAACCUUUUCAGUCACCUCAUUGUCUGAAGGACAAGGUAAUGUUAAACCCUGCAUGUUUUCUUUUAAAUCUCAUGGAAUGUAGGGCUACAUUGAAGAUCACACAUUGGCUGCUACUGUAGGGUGAAUGAUAGAACAGCUAUUUCAAUGUUAAAAUGUUAUGAGACACACUUUCUCCAUUGUUUUUGAUGGUAGGCCUACAUUAUGAUCAAAUAGCCACAGUAGCCUUCUUGACCACCGUCUGAACCUGUAACUUAAAGUGGGUACAGCCUCAACGUUCACAUUAAACACGCGCUGGAAGUUGCACAGAAUUUUCACAACGGUCAAGUUUGCGCUCAGCAGACAUGAAAUUUGCUCUGUGCCAAAAGGUAUUUGAGGGAACAGGUGGGAGGGCGAAGAGUGAAAUGCUCAUAGGGAACUAUUUUGUCAGAGUGACAAGCAUGUAUUCAAGACACACCUGGCGGAGGUAUUCACCCACAUCACCAAUACUUUGGAGGUGUGCUAAGGCGCUCUAGAAACAGAGACUACUAGAAAGAAAAUGCAUUUCAGAGAUUUGCUUAUUAAUUACUGAAAUGUGUCGUUUCUUGCCUCAAAGACAUUUGUAUACUCUCUGUUUUAUGACUUCAAUAUGAGACAACAGAAUGAUAACAAAUAUCUUUGCUUUGACAGUGUUGGUGCAAGAUUAGUCUAAACUGGACAGUGGCUUACCACUACAUGGCGAUGGUGCACCAACAUAAUUAAUCAUUUAUUUUAUUUUAUUUAAAGCAUGCAUUCUAAUAGAAGCUCCUCUAUCAUUUAAUCACUUUUUAAAAUUGUUUUACUCUAUUACAUGACUACAUCUGCAUGGUUCCUCUCAUAUUUAUGUUGUAAUGCCACAACAGAUUGUCUGUGUUUGUACAUGUUUGUACACAAAUGUUCCUCAUCCAAAGCCUAUGUUGAUUCAAAUGAGAGACAAGGAAUGCUGCUGUUUAAUUUAUCAAGUCCACGUAUCCAAGUAAAUGCUGGAAAGCUGGAGCACAAAAUCUGACUACAGAGAAAAGUGGAUAAAACAAUGUUUCUCAGUGAACAAUGGUGUGGACACCUGAUAGCCUCACAUUGUCAGGAAUAGAACCUUCACAAUCAGCUUCAAACUUCUGUUUUGUACAUUAUUUUUUAUAAAUAAAAUAUGAACAUUUAUUUUA